AUUAGGGAGUCAGUGGCCCUAUCAUACCGUACUUAUAUAUUCUCCACGAUCACGUAUCGUUGCAGUGGGUGUUGCGGACUAUGAUGGAGGAGGUUGGCAGCUUUACUUUUUCCCAAACUACUUCUGCACAAACAUCUUAUGAAAUAUGGCUAUGAGUUGUAGAAUGUUGUCCGUGAGCACCACCCCGGCUCGCGCUUUUGGCUGGCGCGCUGCUCAGCGCUGCGCUAUAGCGGUGAAGGUUGCUCAACCUUCCCAGCCGAACUAUGAGGUGCUCUUUGAGCGCUGCAUUUCGGAAAACAAGCUUGCCAUUGAGCGCUCUAAUUCGGAAAACAAGCUUGCCAUAGAGCGCUGCAUUUUGGAAAACAAGCUGUCUCAGGAGCGGACCAUCGCGUUGGUCGAGAGGAGUUUCCAGGCUGGCCAGUACAUUCUUGGAGGGUUGGUCAUUCUGAACGUCCUCGUUUCGGCAAGCGCGGCGGCAAACGACAGCUACAUCUCGAAGCUGCUCUCCUUCCUGACGGAGCAGGUCAUCAAUCACUAAGACCUGCUUCGGUCGCAGCAUUCAGGACACGAAGACUGGCUGCCAUGAGACGGUUCAGCGCGUGAGACUACACUCAUAGCGCGUAACGCCAUGUAGUGCAUGUGCGCAGUCGUGCAUGCUACUUGCGUUGUUUCCUGAAGUGCCGCACGCGCGCGCCUUCGACAUGCGGAGGAUGCAGCACUAUGUGAGUGGGAGUUAAAGGUGGGAGUCUGAGUAAGGAAGUCAUUUUGCGCGAAGACCUGAUUUUCUGGCUGCCUGCAGGAUGGCAGGCCACGAGGACGGUUUUGGGGGUGGAAGCAGGCAGCAUCUGCUGCCUGCUUCGUCCUCCGGCAGUUUUUUCAUAGGCGUAGGGGUGCCGUACGUCUUGUUAGGUACCAUAGGCAUAUAGAUUGGUGAGUUGGACCUGGCCAAGACAAGUUGGUGGCCUCAAUGGGCUACCCGAACGAUACAAAUCUAGUAAUAACAGCACACCGGUAUCCAGCUGUUAUACUCCGCCAACCUGUCAGCAGCAUAUGCACCCACUACGGGGCAUAAGUCUGUGGGGUCGGUAGUUGCCUUCCGGGCAUUUUCAACUUAGCUUUGGGUGAGCCCAUUGUAGUGCCAUUGUAGUGAGAACAUAACCUUUGGCAGCAGUGUGGACUGUCGUCAUAGCCCAGUAACAAC
Astrephomene gubernaculifera is the source of this 1201-nucleotide messenger RNA. The record is from the annotation of a GenBank genome assembly. NCBI's taxonomy places the organism in Eukaryota, Viridiplantae, Chlorophyta, Chlorophyceae, Chlamydomonadales, Astrephomenaceae.